CUUGAGAUCAGCUUUUUGUAUAGCUGCAGCCAUCAAUCGUUGCGGCAAGCAUCAAUCGUAUAGCUGCAAGCCAUCAAUCGUCGCAUUGCUGCGCCGCUUGUGCUUGCUUCGCCUGCACUCACAGCUCGCCGCUGCAUCAAUCCAUUGCACACAAGCGCAAUCCUGCGAUGUCGCGAUUCCUGCUCGCCCUCAUGCUCUCCGCGACGACGGCGCUGCGCGUCGUCACGCGCCGCACGCUCACGCCGCGCCGUGCUGCAAUGACCAUGAAGGAGGGCGCGACGACGGUGGUCGUCACGGGCGCGUCCAGAGGCAUCGGCGCGGCCAUCGCCAAGGAUUUAGGAGCGCAGGGCUGCAACGUCGUCGUCAACUACGCGGCGUCCGAGGGACCGGCCCUGGAAGUUGUGGAAGCCAUCAAGGCUUCGGGCGGCGACGCCAUUGCCAUAAAAGCGAACAUGGCGGAGUUGGACGACAUCAAGGCCAUGUUCAAACAAGUAGCGUCCGAGUUCGGGGGCUGUGAUGUGCUGGUGAACAACGCGGGCAUCACUAAAGAUGGGUUGGCCAUGCGCAUGAAGCCGACGCAGUGGCAGGACGUGAUUGACGUCAAUUUGAGCGGCGUCUUCUACUGCUCGCAGCAGGCCUUCAACCAGAUGGCGAAGAAGCGCAAGGGCCGCAUCAUCAACAUGUCGUCGGUCGUCGGGUUGUUCGGCAACCCGGGCCAGGCGAACUACGCGUCGGCCAAAGGUGGAGUGUGCGGCCUGACCAUGUCGAACGCCAAGGAGUUCGCCGCUCGGGGCGUCACCGUGAAUGCGGUCUGCCCCGGAUUUAUUGGUACGGAGAUGGCCAACGAGUUAGGAGAGGACAUGCUCGAGAAGGUCAAGAGCGCGAUCCCGCUGGGGCGCCUGGGCGCCGCCGAGGAGGUCGCUGGUUUAGUGAGAUACCUCGCGCUCGACGAGUCGGCGGGCUACAUCACGGGCCACUCGCUGACCAUCGACGGCGGCAUCGCGAUCGGCGCGGGCUUCUAGGCUGGUUCUCGGGUAAGGGCGCGUUAAGAUCCUCUUCGUCGGCGG
This is a messenger RNA of Pelagomonas calceolata, 1067 nucleotides long. The record is from the annotation of a GenBank genome assembly. Lineage: Eukaryota; Pelagophyceae; Pelagomonadales; Pelagomonadaceae.